Messenger RNA from Parascedosporium putredinis, 273 nucleotides. The record is from the annotation of a GenBank genome assembly. Lineage: Eukaryota; Fungi; Ascomycota; Sordariomycetes; Microascales; Microascaceae.
AUGAGGAACGGGAGUAGGUCAACCUUGCCGAGCGACUUCUAUCGUGUUGCGCCGAGAAGUGCCCAUCUCGAUGGCCGCGCUUGGUCUACCAUGCAAGCUAUCCAAGCACGGGACCCGGAUACCCAGGACCCUCUCGACAAGUACUUGCUCUACUUCUCCUCCGUCGCCGAAGCCGUAGCUUACAAGCAAGAGCUUGAGCGGCUCGGCGCCCUGCACGCUACGCCCGAGGGCAAGGCGCGCAUGACCCUCGCACCCCCGACAUCUCCACCAUGA